AGCUGAGUUGGACGUUAUAAAGAUAUGUACAGAUUUCCUCAUCACUCACAAAGACGAACAGAAAUCCCAGUCUAAAUGGAUCAUAAUUCAAGUUUUUUCUAUUUUACAUAACAUAGCCAGAAUGAAGGAAGUGAUGAGCUAUUUCACAUUAAAUAAUACAUUCAAAGCUAUUAAAAACAUGGAAAUCAAAUGUGAAGACACAUUGACUGUUGCAACAGUUUUGCUGUUGGAUUUAGCAUAUGAUUCAACCACAUAUACAGACGCAAUAAGUAUUCUAAACGAUUAUGCAAAACAAAUGAUUGGCGUCAACGUAAAAGAAAUAAACGGCACAGAUUUCCAAAGAUUCAAGAAGUCAAUAAGAUGUUAUGCUACGAUUACAGUUCUUAAACAAAACAAACAGACACCAAGCCGUGAAGAAUUACAGGACUUUGUUUCUGACGUAAUGUCCGAGUUUUCAAACAUGAGAAUUUUUGACCCUGUACAUUUCUUCAUGUACCAGAGAUGUUUAAAAACAAUUAGCUCUGCUGUGAAUGAGUGUGAUCGACUGACGUUUUUCUCUUUACUAUUAAAACUUAACUAUACUGAUUAUGCUAUCAAAAGUUUGGAAGAAAAAAAUCUUCUCAAUACAACAGCACCAGGAUUUGAGAUGUCUUUAGUUAGUGAUGUGCUGAUUCUGUUGUGUGUCGGUAGUGGUUGUAGUCCAGAUUUUGCUCUGAAAUUGGCUGAGUUGAAUAUAGUCAAAGUGUUUACUGAUUUUCUUAUUGAAAGCAAAAAUUUGCAGAAUACGCAUUCUCGAUUCAUAACUAAACGAGUAAUUGACAUUCUCCUCAACAUAGCCCGCAGAGAAUGUGUAAAGAAAUAUUUUACUAGUAACAACACUGCUGAAGCUAUAUUGAAUAUGAAAUGUAUGGACGAUUGCACGUCGUUUUUAUCAAAACUUUUGGUUCUACUAUUAGAGGAGGACAAUAUCUUGGAAAAAGAGGAGAUAAGAAAAGUAAAACGUAGUGUAAAAGAAAUAUUAAUACCGGCGGUAAGAUGGAAGACUAGAGAACUAUCUGAUGUCCCACUUUCUGUACUGCUUCAAGGACUAAGUAAAUUUACAGAGCAAGAUGAAUAUUUGAACGAGAUUUUACCACUUGUUCCACGACUAAAAGAAAUUCUUUCACAUGAAGAUAUAGAGGAACAUAUAUUUACUACCAAAUGUAUUAGAGAGUUGAGUAGAUUACCUAAAGCAAGUGAAAAAUUCAUUAGAGACGAAACAUUAAGUGAUUUGUUAAAUAAAGCAUUAAGCAGAGGCCACAAGGAUAUCUCAGCAAAUGUACAUUCUAUUCGUUGGAGAUCUGGGCGUGCUACAGGAAUGUUGCCAUGCAAAGCAGACUUUGUAGUUUCUGAGGAGUUUCCCAAAGAAUUUCAAAUUGAACCGAACCCGUUAGCCCAUGGAGGUUUUGGUAGCGUUCAUCUCGUCAAUGAUAUAAAUGGGCCUAAAGAUGUGAAAUUUGUUACAAAGAAAAUGUUCCAAAAACUAAAUGACUCCCCGAGAUAUAUGGAAAGUUUUCAAAAAGAAGCGUCGAUAUUAAUUAGACUCAAGCACGAGAGGAUUGUACAAUUUCACGGAUUUCAAAAGACAGAAAAUGAACUAUUGUUAUUUAUGGAGUUUGUUAAAAUGGGAACACUUUCUGCGUUCAUCAAACAACACACAAAACUAAACGAAGAUGUGACACGAAAGUUUACAAUUCAAAUUCUUGAAGGCGUGAAAUAUUUGCACAAAAAUAAAGUUUUACAUUUGGACAUCAAAGGUAACAAUAUUUUGAUGGCUGACGAAGCAAAUAUAAAACUAACAGACUUUGGUUUGUCGACAAUACUAAACGAGGAAGAAGGAGUUGAAGCAGAAACGGGCACAACACGAUAUAUGGCACCAGAGAUGAUUAACUGCCCUGAUGGUAGAAUAUUUAAACACGCUUCUAGUCUAGAUAUUUGGAGUGUGGGCUGUACUGUUGUAGAGAUGAUAACAGGAUCACCACCCAAUGCUACAACUACAUCAGUCCAAGUACUUUUUAAAAUGGCGAUGCUACAGAAACCAAAAUAUGAGUUACCAGAUACAGCUUCAGAACACUUAAAGGAAUUUUUAGAAAAGACUUUUAAAGUACGCGCAGCAAAAAGACCAUCGGCAGACACUUUGCUGAGAGAAGACCCAUUUGUGACUAUCAAAAGACGAAGGUUACAUUAG
Physella acuta is the source of this 2227-nucleotide messenger RNA. RefSeq lists its product as uncharacterized. Lineage: Eukaryota; Metazoa; Mollusca; Gastropoda; Physidae. Gene Ontology annotation, biological process: protein phosphorylation. Gene Ontology annotation, molecular function: protein kinase activity; ATP binding. The record is from RefSeq and is a predicted model, not a curated record.